UGGCUAUUCAUAGAAACUCCCUUGAUCGGAAAACCCCAAGCUAGCCAUGAAGUUGACUCCAUUACAUUUCUCCAAUACCUUCACCUUCUUCUUUCUUCUGCUCCUCCGAUCGAUAACCGGCGACAACUCAGCUGUUGAGUACGAUGAUCCACAACAUGCUAUCGCCCUCAACUGCGGUUUCCUCCACAACUCCACGGCAGUUGACGGCAGAAAAUGGGUUGGAGAAACUGGUUCUGAUUCAAUCAUUUCUUUUCAUGGACCUGAAAGUAUAUCAGUGGUCCCAUCUUCCUCCGAUUACCACCGAUCACAUUCUCUCGAUCGCACUCCCUACAUGACAGCUCGAGCUUCUCGCUCAUCCUUCACCUACACCUUCCAUGUCCGCUCCGGCUACAAGUUCAUCCGCCUUCAUUUCUACCCACCUUCAUACUCUGCUUUCAAAUGGUCAACCGCCUUCUUCACUGUAAAAUCAGGUCCGUAUACUCUCCUCAACAAUUUCACUGCGUCCCUACCCGUCGAUUCUCGUAGCCUGCAAUCCAUCGUAAAAGAAUUCACCCUUUAUGUCCCCGACGACAAUGAACCCUUAUCAAUUACUUUCUCCCCUUUAAGAGCAACCAUCCCUUCGGAUGAGACAUUUGCAUUUGUUAAUGGAAUUGAAGUUGUUCCCAUGCCUCCUGGACUUUACUACACCAUGGAUGGAGUUGGAGAUGGGGAUGCAGGGGCAUACGUUGCAGGGCACAAGGGUCGAUUUCACCUGGGCAAAGACACUGCAAUGGAGACAGUCUAUCGGUUAAGCGUUGGUGGCAUCAAACUUUCAUCUGUUCAUGACCCAAGUAUGUUCAGGGAGUGGACAGAUGAUUCAAACCAUAUCACAGAAUCAAGUGUUUUUCCCAUCACUUCCACAAAUCGGAUCAAGUAUACGAGGAAAACAUCUAAAGAUAGUGCACCGCAAAGACUUUACCAGUCGUCUUGGUCAAUGAACCGAAAUUCGCAACAUGGUGAAGGAGUUAGUUUUACAUGGAAGUUGCCUGUCGAUUUGGGUUUCAGGUAUUUAAUUAGAUUGCAUUUUUGUGAGCUUGACUAUGACAUGAAACAGAGUGGGCAAAAAGAGUUUAUUAUUCUCAUAAACAAUCAAAUAGUUGAGCCUAGAGGAGACUUGAUCAAAUGGGGCGGUGAAAUUGGGGUUGCAAUCCAUAAGGAUUACAUGACGACAUUAAGAGGAGACAGAAUCAUGGGCAAGAGAGAUCUAGUUGUAGCUUUGUACCCAAGCAACGACGUGCAGUCAUCUGAAUUCGUUGACUCGGUUCUUAAGGGAAUUGAGGUUUUCAAACUUAGCGACCUCAAUGACAAUCUUGCAGGAGGGAAACCUCUGCUCUCCCAUCCUCAUACUUCAACUCAGCAUAGAGGAAAUCCAGUGCUAUCCCAUUCUUGUGAUUCAACAAAGCCUAGAUUUAGAAUGCCCACAACAAGUAUAAAUGACAUUAUAAUUUUGAUCAUACUUCUAGUUGUCAUUAUUGUUCACCAACUUCGUGAAUGGAAAGAAAAGAGUUGGAGUAAAAGCCCAUCUUUAAUAAACGAAGAUUUGUGUCGUAGAUUUUCAUUUGCUGAGAUCUCAUUGGCAACCAACAACUUUGACGAAGAAUUAGAAAUUGGACAUGGGGGUUUUGGUAAGGUAUAUAAAGGGAUUACCACUGUCAUUAAUAGUAUGGUCACAAUGACAGUUGCAAUUAAGAGGUUAGAUUCUGAAUCUAAACAAGGAGAGAAAGAAUUCAUAUCAGAAAUUGAGACACUUUCCAAACUUAGACAUAAACACCUUGUCUCUUUGGUAGGAUACUGCAAUGAUUACCGUGAGAUGAUACUUGUUUAUGAGUACAUGGAACAUGGAACUCUGGCGGACCAUCUCUACAAGAAUAAACGUAAUGGUAAUGGAAUUGUGACUCCUCUAAAUUGGAAGGAAAGACUUGGUAUCUGUUUAGGUGCUGCUCGCGGGUUAGAAUAUUUGCACAACAAUAGUGAGCAAGAAGUCAUACAUCGAGACGUGAAGAGCGACAACAUUUUGGUGGAUCUGAACUGGGUGACCAAAAUUGCUGAUUUUGGUAUAUGCAAAGUUGGAGGAGCUACAAGUCAUACUCAUUUCACUACUGAUGUAAAGGGAACCUGCGGUUACCUAGAUCCAGCGUACUCCUCGACCCGAAUGCUAACCAAGAAAUCCGAUGUGUAUGCGUUUGGUGUUGUGUUGUGGGAAACAUUAUGUGGGAGGCCGGUCAUUGAUGAAAGAAUUGACAACGAAAAACAGCGUAGCCUAGUUUUGUGGGUUCAGUCGCUGCUGCCAGAAUGAAAUGGUUGACGAAAUAAUUGAUUCUAAUUUGAGGGGACAAAUUUUAACUGAUUCUCUCAAGUCGUACAUUAAACUGGCAAACCUAUGUUUGCAUAAAAAGAUUAAUAAACGACCUACGAUGGAUGAAGUGGCAACGAAUUUGAAUUCUUUAUUUUUUGAAGGAAUCAAAUU
Impatiens glandulifera is the source of this 2506-nucleotide messenger RNA. Its product is annotated as receptor-like protein kinase FERONIA. The transcript has a single exon. The record is from RefSeq and is a predicted model, not a curated record. Gene Ontology annotation, biological process: protein phosphorylation. The coding region runs from base 47 to 2335 and encodes 762 amino acids. NCBI's taxonomy places the organism in Eukaryota, Viridiplantae, Streptophyta, Magnoliopsida, Ericales, Balsaminaceae. Gene Ontology annotation, molecular function: protein kinase activity; ATP binding.